This is a messenger RNA of Rhinichthys klamathensis goyatoka, 3627 nucleotides long. Its product is annotated as serine/threonine-protein kinase/endoribonuclease IRE1-like. The record is from RefSeq and is a predicted model, not a curated record. Gene Ontology annotation, cellular component: IRE1-TRAF2-ASK1 complex. The transcript is spliced from 22 exons. The coding region runs from base 145 to 3627 and encodes 1160 amino acids. Gene Ontology annotation, biological process: mRNA processing; IRE1-mediated unfolded protein response; intrinsic apoptotic signaling pathway in response to endoplasmic reticulum stress. NCBI's taxonomy places the organism in Eukaryota, Metazoa, Chordata, Actinopteri, Cypriniformes, Leuciscidae. Gene Ontology annotation, molecular function: ATP binding; protein serine/threonine kinase activity; RNA endonuclease activity.
CACGCGUUUUGCGCAUGCGCAGGAGCAGUAAGAGGAAGCGAGCUGAUAAACGCAUUGAACCCGUCUGUUCAGUAGUAACGUUACAAUGACACAUUGAACUAUCGUAAACCGAGCCGAUAUCAGCCGUGUACUGUGCAUGUGUGUAUGAUGGCGUGGGGAGUGUGUAGCAGGGCUCUGGUGUGGAUUAUAACUGCGCUCGUGUGCUGGAGUCUGAUGGGCUCCUGCAUCAGCAGCACGGUGUCUGUGCCCGAGAGUCUGCUCUUCGUGUCCACGCUGGACGGGAACCUUCACGCCGUCAGCAAGAGAUCGGGAACCAUCAAAUGGACCCUGAAAGAAGAUCCUGUUUUGCAAGUCCCGACGCACGUGUCAGAGCCUGCUUUUCUCCCGGACCCCAACGAUGGCAGUCUGUACUCUCUCGGAGGGAAGAACAACGAGGGUCUGACGAAACUGCCGUUCACCAUUCCUGAGCUGGUCCAGGCAUCGCCCUGCCGCAGUUCUGAUGGCAUCUUAUACAUGGGUAAGAAGCAGGACGUGUGGUAUGUGGUGGAUCUGCUGACCGGUGAGAAGCAGCAAACGCUGACCUCCUCCUAUGCUGAGAUGUUCUGUCCAUCUUCAUCUCUGCUGUACCUCGGACGCACAGAAUACACAAUCACGAUGUACGACACCAAGAGCCGAGAGCUUCGCUGGAACGCCACGUACUCCGACUACGCCUACACCCUUCCAGACGACGACACCAAAUACAAUAUGGCCCACUUCGUGUCCAACGGGGACGGGCUGGUGGUGACGGUGGACAGCGAGUCCGGGGACGUGCAGUGGGUGCAGAACUAUAACUCUCCUGUGGUGGCCAUCUACAUCUGGCAGCGCGAGGGCCUUCGCAAGGUCACACACACCAACGUGGCGGUCGAAACCCUGCGCUACCUCACGUUCAUGUCAGGAGAGGUGGGCCGCAUCACACAGUGGACGUAUCCGUUCCCCCGCGAGAAGAAAACCAAAGAUAAACUGCUGUCCACGUUAUACGUGGGGAAACACUCCACUGGUCUGUACGCGUCCCCCUCACUGGUGCAUGAUGGAGUUACUGUUGUGCCCCGUGGCAGGACGUUUCCCAUGCUGGAGGGUCCCAGUAACCAGGACUCGAGUGUGGAAGAUGACCAGGAGUGUGUGAUCACUCCCAGCACAACAGUGAAGUUCAGCGCCGCGCUGAGAGAGAGGAACCGCAUCAACUUCAUGAGGAACUCUCUGCUGCUGAUAGGUCACCACGAGACGCCACCUGACGCUCAUAACAAGAUCCUGGAGAAGUUUCCGGAGAACAUCCCUCGCCAGCACGUCAACAUCAUCCCUCCGGCCACAGAGAAGACCAUGGAAGAGAAAGUGAAUGAGAGCGGGAUGGAGGACAACAGUCCGCUGCCUCCGCCGGUGUCAGCCCUGCAGGAGAAGCCCGGCCGUGUCCCGCGCGCGGAGACGCCAGUGGACUCCAUGCUGAAGGACAUGGCCACCAUCAUCUUCUGCACCUUCCUCCUGGCCGGCUGGGUGGCCUUCAUCAUCACCUAUCCCAAGAAUGUGCAGAAGCAGCAGCAGCUCCAGCACCAGCAGUUCCAGGCUCAGAUGGAGGAGAAGCUGGAGUUGCUUCAGCGGCAGCAUCUGGUGUUCCAGCCGCCCGCAGACUCAGAGUUCCUGGAGCCGGGCCGUCCACGGUGCGAGAGCUCGUCCCACAGCAGCCCCAACGUCACCCCGCGCGCCUCCAACCACUCCAGCGCCUCGCAGCCCGAGGCGGGACACUCCGCCAGCGAGCACGACGACCCCGAGGAAGAGUCCAGCAUGGUGCGCAUCGGGAACAUCAGGUUCAGCCCCAGAGAUGUGCUUGGACACGGCGCUGAGGGGACUAUCGUGUACAGGGGUCAGUUUGACAACCGUCCCGUGGCUGUGAAGAGGAUUCUCCCAGAAUGCUUCAGUUUUGCUGAUCGAGAGGUUCAGCUCCUGCGGGAGUCGGACGAGCACCCGAACGUGAUCCGCUACUUCUGCACCGAGAGAGACCGCCAGUUCCAGUACAUCGCCAUAGAGCUGUGCAGACACACACUGCAGGAGUACGUGGAGCGCAAGGAUUUUGACCGGCACGGAUUGGAGCCAGUGACGCUGCUAGAGCAAACCAUGUCUGGACUGUCUCAUCUACAUUCCCUUAAUAUAGUCCACCGAGAUCUGAAGCCGCACAACAUCCUGGUGUCGAUGCCGAACACACACGGGCGCGUGAAGGCCAUGAUCUCGGACUUCGGGCUGUGUAAGAAGCUGGCGGUGGGCCGGCACAGCUUCAGCAGGAAGUCAGGUGUCCCGGGAACCGAAGGCUGGAUCGCCCCCGAGGUGCUCAGUGAGGACGCCAAGCACAACCCGACCUGCAUGGUGGACAUCUUCUCUGCAGGAUGUGUGUUUUACUAUGUGCUUUCUGAAGGCCAACACCCGUUCGGGAAGUCCUUGCAGCGACAGGCAAACAUUCUGCUGGGGGCCUAUUCCCUCGAGCUCUUACAGCCCAACACACACGAGGCUAUUGUGUGCCGAAACCUGAUCGAGCAGAUGUUGAGCAAUGAUCCGGAGAAGAGGCCCUCGUCCGAGCGAGUGCUGAAACACCCCUUCUUCUGGAGUCUGGAGAAACAGCUGCACUUCUUCCAGGAUGUGAGCGAUAGGAUCGAGAAGGAGCCGUUAGAUGGACCAAUCGUGAGGCAGCUGGAGAGAGGAGGGCGGGUCGUGGUCAAAGCUGAUUGGAGGGAUCAUAUCACCGUUCCUCUACAGACCGAUCUACGCAGAUUUCGCUCGUACAAAGGCGGAUCGGUCCGAGAUCUGUUACGUGCCAUGAGGAAUAAGAAACACCAUUACCGAGAGUUACCCGAGGAAGUCCAGGAAACGCUGGGAUCCAUUCCAGAUGAGUUUGUCUCCUACUUCACCUCCCGAUUCCCUCUUCUUCUGCAACACACACAUCUGGCCAUGCGUUCCUGUGCAGCGGAGCGACUGUUCCUGCCUUACUAUCACUAUUCUGAACUGACUCCGCCCACAACGACCCUGCCAACAGAGACUCCUCCCACUCUGAGCCCGCCCACAGAGACUCCUCCCACUCAGACCCUGCCCACACUGACUCCUCCCACAAAGACCCUGCCCACACUGACUCCUCCCACAAAAACCCUGCCCACUCAGACCCUGCCAACAGAGACUCCGCCCACUCUGACCCCUCCCACACAGACUCUGCCAACAGAGACUCCGCCCACUCUGACCCCUCCCACACAGACUCUGCCAACAGAGACUCCGCCCACUCUGACCCCUCCCACACAGACUCUGCCAACAGAGACUCCACCCACUCUAACCCCUCCCACACAGACUCUUCCAACAGAGACUCCUCCCACAGAGACUCCUCCCACUCUAACCCCUCCCACACAGACUCUGCCAACAGAGACUCCGCCCACUCUAACCCCUCCCACACAGACUCCUCCCACAGAGACUCCUCCCACUCUAACCGCUCCCACACAGACUCUGCCAACAGAGACUCCGCCCCCUCAGGCCCUGCCCACAGAGACUCUGCCCACUCAGCCUGAGCUCAGCACAGAGAUGCUCAUACAGACAGACCCACAGGAGGCUGGAGAUCCGUAG